GUAAUUUAACAUUGCACGAGGGGUUGGUGGUAAUUUGGGGUUGCGGAGAAAGAUCUGAGUCACACAAGUGAAGUGAAGUUAAAUCUAGAAGGCAUAUCCCAACUCGAUUCGCUCCGGCCAAACAAUUGCCCCCACCUCACCACGGAUUAGGGCCCCACCGGAAGAAAAGCCCAAACCCCCGCCUCCUUCUACCACCACCACCACCACCACUGCAAUGCCAAUUCUGUAAUUAGAAACCACUAUGGCGGUUCUCGGCUAUGGACCCUCAGUUCUCACUCUUCCGCCGCCGCAGGUCCGCCUUUCCGAUAACCGCCACCUGCAUUUCAACCGUUCCACUCACCGCCGCGUUCAUCUCUCCGAGAGUACCAAAAUCAUAUGCAAAUCAUCAAGCUCUCGGAUCGAAAGCGUUCAGCAUGAUAAUGCAGAAAGCUCCGACACUGCAAAAUCGGAAGUUAUUCCCGAGGAUGGAAACAUGGCUUCUGAUAUUGCUAUUGGAAGUUUAGGAAACAAGGCUGCUGGUAAUGGAAGUUCACUUCUCCCAAUACUAGGAAUACUCCUUGGAAUAGCUGCCUUGAUUACAUUAAUAUCAGUUGGCGUAAAGCCGCUAAGUCUGGGAACAUCAACUGGAAUUCAGUAUGUGCUGGAUGGCUCAUCCUCUCCGACAUUGGCUGCACCUGCUAGUGCUUUUAGCUUCCGGGCUUUUGGAUAUAAAUUUGUGCUUCCCGAAUAUGCCCCCGGAUGGGUUUACUUUUGGCUGCUGAUGGCAGCAGGAUGCGGACUUUUUAUUAGCGAAGAGGCUCUAAAUAUAUGGGUUGGCAUUUCUUUGGCACGGCUACUUUCUUUGGGCGGGACACGGCAAUCUUUAGUUGAUUCGUUUUCUAGAAAUGCUCCAUAUAUGAUAUCCACUGUUAUGUGGGUGUACUGGGGAGUUUGUCUCAGUGAUAUGAUACCGUUUUACGUUGGGAAAUUUUUCAGACAAUCGGGGGCAUCUGAUGAUGUUUGUUCAAAGUUAGGGGUUGACAAAAAGAAAGCUGUGGGCAUUACAAGAGCUAUACAAAGAUAUGGAAAUCUUAUUGGUUUUGUGGAACGAUUUUCUGUUGGAGUAAGAAAUCCAACGGCUUUUCUUGCUGGGGCAACGGGCAUAUCACCAGAGUGUUUCUUUGCCGGUGUCUGCUGUGGUGGACUCAUAACAGUUCCAUUACAGUUGGCGAUUGGAUUCUUGCUGAGAGAACGUCCAGUCUUUGCCCUUGCAACUGUGGCCACUGUAGUGGGAAUGUGGACAGUGUUUCCAUAUGCUGUGGCGGCUAUGACUGCAUUAUUCCUCUAUUUGCGAAGCCGUUACUCUACUUAGCUCUGCGUCUUAUAAUCGGAAUCGGAAGUUUCUAUCGAGGAGAGGCCAAUCGCUUGCAUCUCGAAAUUUAUUAUAGGUAACUAACUUGAAAGAUUAGCUUUGUAGAAGAUAACUCGUAUUUUACCAUUUUUCUGCAAACAACUUCAUAAAUGAAAGAUCAAAAUUUGGGAUGAAGGGUUGUCCUUGCCUUCGUAUUUUCUUGAUAUAUUGUUUAUGGGUGUUUGCUGCUAUUAUAUCCCCUCACAAUAUACAUGUAGUCAUUCUAAAUAAAUUAUUGUCAAGAGUCUCGUAGAUGUAUACUAAUUGAUCCCUGCAUUUAGGGGUGUAAAUGAAUCUAGUGAGCCAAA
Messenger RNA from Erythranthe guttata (spotted monkey flower), 1698 nucleotides. NCBI's taxonomy places the organism in Eukaryota, Viridiplantae, Streptophyta, Magnoliopsida, Lamiales, Phrymaceae. The record is from RefSeq and is a predicted model, not a curated record.